Rhodamnia argentea is the source of this 969-nucleotide messenger RNA. RefSeq names its product ATP-dependent Clp protease ATP-binding subunit CLPT2, chloroplastic-like. The record is from RefSeq and is a predicted model, not a curated record. The transcript has 5 exons. NCBI's taxonomy places the organism in Eukaryota, Viridiplantae, Streptophyta, Magnoliopsida, Myrtales, Myrtaceae. The coding region runs from base 67 to 768 and encodes 233 amino acids.
CUCUCUCCACACAACGCAGCAGCGACUCCGCAGCAACUCUCGAGCUUUUCUUUGACCUGCGUGGAAAUGGCGUCUCACGCUCUCUCCAAGCUUUCGCCGUCGACGCCCUUCUCGACAUCGGCUUGCCCUCAAUCCCCUCACGGACCGAGACUCGCGAACUCGUUUAGAUUGCCGAACGCAUGGCUCGGUGCGAGCGAUUUGUCGCUCCGUUCGACGAUUUCCAUCUCGCGGUCGCCGAAGCCGCGCCCAAUCAUCGCCACCGUCGCCGGCAGCCUCCCGACCGCAAAGCCAGAGAGAGUCUCUUCCAGUGAGAAUGUUCCCAGAUGGUCAAGGAGGGCGAUAAAGUCGUUUGCUAUGGGGGAACUCGAGGCGAGGAAGCUCAAAUAUCCGACUACCGGAACUGAGGCACUUCUUAUGGGAUUGCUUAUUGAGGGGACUAACUCUGCUGCUAAGUUUCUGCGGGCAAAUGGAAUUACACUUUUCAAGGUGCGGGAAGAGUCCAUAAAGUUCAUUCCGAAAGGCGACAUGUAUUUUUUCAGCCCUGAGCAUCCGCCGCUGACAGAGGAUUGCCAAAGGGUACUUGAUUGGGCUGUCGACCAAAAAUUAAAGUCUGCUGAUGGUGGGGAGAUUACGACUAGCCACUUGCUUCUCGGUAUAUGGUCUGAAGCGGAGUCACCAGGUCACAAGAUACUAGCUGCCCUUGGUUUUGAUGACGACAGAGCCAAAGAGCUGAAGUCUCAAAUUAGUGAACCAGAACACGAGGGCUAACCGGUUUCCCCCCUAGAGUCUCUUUUAAAUUCUUAUAUGGGCAUCCAGCAUUUCUCGGACUGGUCUCCCCAUUAUGUUCAGUCCCUAAUCCCUCGCACAGGCUGGCAUGGCCGGAUGAUUUCUUGACCAUUUUUGUUUCUUGAUUGUUGUGAUGUUGCGAUUCUUUGGAAAAAUGAUAUGGAUCCAUCAGGUAUGUACCAA